GCACGGUGCUGCAAGAGUUGCAGAACUCGUGGAAUACAAGAUUUGGAGGCUGGCAGGCAGGGAGCGACUGCACGCAAGCGCAAGGCCUCACAUGCGACUCAAACGGCAUGAUCACCUCCAUGCGCCUCAAAUUGUCUUCGGCGGUGGACUUCCAACCUGCCUCCGUCACCCAGCUAUCGCACCUCACCCAGCUAGAGGCUUCAAAUUCGUUUAAAUUUCCAACGGGAUCCCUCUACAACAUUACCUGGCUCAAGUCCCUGGCAGUGGAUUGCUUGAUGGACUUGAAUCUCCCCAUUCCCGGAGAAUUGGCCAACCUCUCCCAGCUCACAAGGCUGAGGAUAUGCAAAUGUGGAUUGAAGGAUGAGCUGCAGAUGUUCACUCGCCUCCCCAGUUUGUUGGAGCUAGACGUGCCAUCAAACAGCAUAUCGUACAUACGGGAUAUUAACUACCGCUUUCCCAGCCACGAGAAACUGAAUCUGAGCUCCAACCUGAUUGUAGCCGGCAUCCUUCCUUCCCUGACUCGUCUCACUGGCCUCACAUCUCUGGAUCUCUCAUCAAACCAGUUGGAGGGCUACCAGGUGUUGGAAAGUUUCAGCCUGCCCACCUUGCAAUUCUUGAACCUUUCCAACAACGGGCUGAGCGGCAGUCUGCCUGAAUCUCUCACAACCAUGUCUAACCUGGUCACCCUAAGCGUGGCAUCCAAUUAUAUGGAAGGAACCAUCCCCCCAGCCCUUGGAAGGUUACGCAAUCUCUCAACCCUAGUCACCAAUCCCGGUGGUCUCACAUGCCCUGACAACUACACCAGCUGCGGUGUGCCUCAGAAUGCGUCCUCUGGCUUCUGCCGCACCUGCCCUGACUUCUGCACCACUU
Molecule: messenger RNA, 870 nt
Organism: Closterium sp. Naga37s-1
Lineage: Eukaryota; Viridiplantae; Streptophyta; Zygnematophyceae; Desmidiales; Closteriaceae
Source: the annotation of a GenBank genome assembly